CUGCUCACAGUCCGAGGAGACUCUUCCUAUGGCCAGCAUUGCCACAGGCUUUGCCGAGUCUGGCCACCUCCCAGCCGGUGACUAUGUGCUACAUGUAGCCAACUUUUCCAACUUUGUCGGCCGCUUUGAGUACUCGUUUGUGCGCCAGUCUGCAACAGACGUGACGUGCUCGCGCGGCGAGGAAGAGACAAUCUCGCCUGGGGAAGAAUGGUGGCACAAGUUCUCGGUUAACGCGCCGUCGACGUUCUUUUCGCUCCAGCUGGUGUCGUCGGACGGGAUCGCGGUCGAGAUUAUCCAGCUGUGCUCGGCGGUCGACCUGGCGCUGGCCGGCGGUGCGUCCACCAAGCCGGCGCCCGGAGGCCUGACAGCAUCGCGGUCGAUCGAGCUGCCGGACGGCAACUACAUUCUGCGGGUCAACAACGCGUCAGGCCAAAAGGCAUCAGUGGCGUACAGCGUGACCCGACGGACGCCCGACGGAAGCGGCAUGGUGCUCUCGGCGCCGGUCCGCGAGCUGCAGGCGCAGUCGGACUGGUGGCGCAAGUUUGUGGUCCAGAACGCAUCGCCGGCACUCACCUUUACGCUUGACGUGACGUCGACCGGCAACACGUUCGAGGAGGUCCUUCUCCUUGGUCCCAUUCUCAUUCUCGACCCGUUCCCCAUCGCGACCAAGGCCGAGGCCGGCGCGGCGGUACCUUGCGCCGGCGUCGUCAAGACCUCGAGCGGUGGCGCCUUUGCCUUUUGCGACGAGACCAAGUGCUUCAACUACGAGGCGAGCAAGUUCAGCGAGCUUGCCACGCUCUCGCAGUUUCAGGCAUACAAGGAGCUCUGGUUCCCGCCGGGCGGCCCGCACUCGCGGUUCCAGCUCUUUGACGGACCGAGCUUCGCGCCGCUCGGCCGGUCGCAUGAGAGCGGAUGGGAGGUGGCGCACGACGGCGGCGGCGUCCUCGCCUCGCUCGACGACAUUCGCAAGUUUCUGCAGAACCCGUACAUGACGGCCAACAACUACACCGCCAUCGCGCUGACCGGCACCGUCCUCACACCGUCGGACAUUGACCGGCUCGGCGAAUACCUCACCUCGACGCUCAUCACCCGGCGUAUCUCUGCCCUGGUCCUCGCCGGCUCACACAUCGAUGACGAGAGGCUCAUCCGGCUGCUCUCGGGCAUCUCGCCCGUUCUCAACUACCUCGACCUCUCUGACAACCUCGUCACCGACAACGGCGUUGUGGCGCUCUCGGCGCUCCUCGCAACCUCAGACUACAACUUGCAGUACAUCUCGCUCCGUGGCAACGCCAUUGAGAACCUCGGCGCCGCCGCACUCUCCGAUGCUCUCACCCGUAACGCCACCCUCCUCGCGCUCGAUCUCUCGGACAACGCGAUUGGGCUCGAUGGUGCCAAGCAGCUGCAGGAGGGCAUCCGGAUCAAUCAUUCGCUGCGGAGCGCCAACCUCGCCGGCAACGCGGUCGGCGCUGAUGUGGUCGACUUGCUCGGCCGGCUUGCGCCAAACCGGCUUGUCGACCACGUCCAGUGGUCGUGGCGGUGUGCGCUCGAUGCCCGCGGCUCGCGCGCCAGCGCCGUCGGUCCGGACGGCGGCAGAACCGGGCUCGGCGCCCCGCGGGACGUCGUCGCCAUCAGCCCCGGUCGGUUCGGCGCCCAGACGCCGCUGUACGUGCUCACGUUUGCGCCGCCAGGUGCGCCGACCUCGGCCGCCGCCGACCGCAUGGUUGUGGUCCGCCAGUCGGAGCUAGAGCCCGGGACCAUGGCGGUCGCCGAGGCGCUCGCGGCCGGCCGUGCUUUCCUCGUCCCACUUCCCGAGGGUCAGACAGUGGCUACGAUGGCGACCAAUGCAUCGCACCAUGUCGCGGUGGCGACGUUCGAGGCUACCAUCCUUGUCUACUCGGGGCUCUCGCUGCUGCGGGCGCUCGAUCAGGCCCGAAGCGGGGGCAGCUGCGAGGUGGCAUCGAUGGCGCAGAUCUCAACCUCGACGGUAGCGCCGUGCCUCGCGUCGUCGGCGCAGGUACUCAUGCCGCGAUUUGCGCCGCGUGGCGCCGCACGGAGUGGAGCAGGCGAGGCGCCUACGCCUGCGGCGCGGCUGCAGUCGCCGGCGGCGAGUAGCAGCGGAGCGGCGCCGUGGACCGAGCCGCAGACCAAGGAGUCGGUUCCGGUAGUCGCCUUUGCAUGGGUGCCUGUUCUGGAGACGGUGCCGUGCGAGGCUGCAGUGCUGUACGCCGACGGCACGCCCGCCAUUGUCAGCGGCGGCACCGUGUCUGCACUCGGGUGCACUAGCAAGCGGCCGCCGGUCUCGGGCGUCGUCUCGCUAGCGUGGGGCAUUGCGCCCAUGGCACAGUCACACGUCACGCCGCGGGCGGUCCUCGCCAUGGGCCUCGCCGAUGGACGGGUGGUCCUGCAGCGGCCGGCGUCGGCAAUGCUCCUCGGAACGCUCAGCCCGCCCGACGAGCUGCGCGGAGUCCACGCCGCGGCGCACCUCCGGUUCCUCGGCUCGGAUGUGUGGCUGGUUGGCUUUGUGGCGCGGAGCGGCUCGUACGUCUUUGCGCUCGUUCAUCUCCGAUCCGGCAAGGGCGGCGCGGUGGCGGCACGGUGGCGGGUCCUCGGCCCACAGCUGUUCCCUGUAGCCUCUGCGGCUUCGCUCCGGCGCGCGUCCCAGCUGACGCACGUCCCACUCCCGGUCGCGCUUUUCUCGCAGCUCGCUGACGCCCCUGCAUGCGUCAAGGUCUCGCUCUCGCUUCCGUUCCCACGGCUGCUAGUGCUUGGCUCUUCAAUCUCGCCAGACGUGGAGGUCCUCACCUCGACGCCGCACUCGGACCCGCUGCAGACCUGGCGGGCGUGCGCGCUGCCCAACUCGACCCUGUUCUCGCCGCCGUCGGCGGGCACGGGCCCUACCGCGUCGCAGCCAACGACCCCGCGUGUGGCAGCGGUGUCGGCAGCCAGCCCGCCGCGGAUGCCGGUCGACUUUGAGGACGGCAUGCUUGCGGCACGGUGCUUUCCAAUCGCGGUGGCGGCGGUCGUCGACCCCGCUGCAGGCGACGAGGGCCGCGCCCGGCUGCUGCCGACGUCGCCACGCGAGACGGAUGAGGCACGCAAGUCUCGUGAGCCGCGCGAUGGGCCGCACAUGCGAUACGAGUACGAGUACGAGUACGAGUACGAUGAGUCACCGUCGGGCGGGGACGACGAUCUUCGGCGGCACGCUGUGUACUCGCGGCGGACCAAGCCCGGCGCGGUGCAGCGGACCGAGCAAGCGUCCAACUACGCCAACCUGUCGACAGUGGAGACGCUCCACCACCUGCGGCUCGAGCUCCCGUGCGUCCGAGUCUCGCUUGUCUGUGUCCUGCUCUCGGGCCACGUCCUCGAGUACGAGUUUGUGGUCCGGCAGGAGAAGCCGGUCGACCAGGGCCCAAUCAAGGGCGACACGUACGAUCUCUUUGCCUCGUACCAGGUGGCGCGCAAGCGGCUGCAGGCCUCGCUCCAGCUCCCACAGCCGAUAGGCGACUUUGUCGACCCGGCGUCGAUCCGCCCACCUCCCCACACACGGUCAUCAGCGCUUGACUACGUUGACCACGCCGUUGGCGGUCUCUUUGACCGUGUUGCCGUCUCACCCCUUCGACCGUAA
Thecamonas trahens ATCC 50062 is the source of this 3625-nucleotide messenger RNA. RefSeq lists its product as uncharacterized. The record is from RefSeq and is a predicted model, not a curated record. Gene Ontology annotation, molecular function: GTPase activator activity; small GTPase binding. Gene Ontology annotation, cellular component: perinuclear region of cytoplasm; nucleus; cytosol. Gene Ontology annotation, biological process: activation of GTPase activity; nucleocytoplasmic transport. Bases 29 to 3625 code for a protein of 1198 amino acids. Lineage: Eukaryota; Apusomonadida; Apusomonadidae. The transcript is spliced from 2 exons.